Helianthus annuus (common sunflower) is the source of this 957-nucleotide messenger RNA. RefSeq lists its product as uncharacterized. The transcript is spliced from 7 exons. The coding region runs from base 75 to 722 and encodes 215 amino acids. The record is from RefSeq and is a predicted model, not a curated record. Lineage: Eukaryota; Viridiplantae; Streptophyta; Magnoliopsida; Asterales; Asteraceae.
UGGCAAGUUUUGAGUCUGUGUUCAAUGAUAUUGAUGAUUCGAAGUUUGAUAACUUUUUCUCAUCUCUACUUGAAAUGGAAGACCUUAAGAAGAAGGACAAAAGCAACUUUGAGAUGGACCUGGACAAAUUUUUGAUACCGAAGAAUAACUCCCAUGUUGAUCCUACACGAAAAACAAAUAUUUUUAUUUCUGAACCGAGUCUGUCCUCCAUAGUUGUUUCUGAUACCAUUCCGAAAUAUAAAGUUGAUGUUGGUCAAAUUGUUUUGCCGAUAAAGAGGAAGGCCACUCAGAAAUGUAAAGCAGUUAUGUUGGUGUCCGAUGAGUCUCUUAUCGCUCAUCGUACACGUUCAAAGUUUAGAAACAAAAAUGAAUAUGUGGUUGUUGAUAAGUUUAUGGCUGCUGAAACCACAUCUGUUAGCCGUAAACGUUCUACAUUGAAAAGGUCGAAAACAAUUUCAAUCAUUGAGUUCACCAAAGUCGCCGAGAACAGAAUGCGUUUACCGUCUGCUAUUUCCGAUGAGUUGUCUCUUUCUUUUCACAACCUCCGUGAUGUUUCAAUCCAAAACAUUAGAUGUGAGGUAACAAACAUGAAGACGAUAGCGGAAAAGAAUGGAGAUGGUUACAGGUAUGGUUUUUCCAAGUGGUCGGCUUUCUUGAAAUCAAAUCAAAUACACAUGGCGCUACUCUUUUCUUUAAAUAUGUCAAGUCUUCGCAGCUUUUGAUUUUGACCAAAUUUGUACACAAGACGACAAAGAAAAGAGGCCGUCCGUGACUGUUUGCAUUUGUGGUUGUUAGUUGGUUUUGUAUAUGUUUUCGUGAACUGGUAGUUAUUAGUUGAUGGUGGGUUUACAGUUGUUUGCAUAGUUUCUACUUGAUCUUCGUAUGGCCCAAGUUGGAUGUCAGUUAUGUUUUCUGUUUGGACAAUUAGUACUUAAACAUGCCCUCUUUUGUAAGAAA